This is a messenger RNA of Salvelinus fontinalis (brook trout), 6152 nucleotides long. Its product is annotated as cingulin-like protein 1. Gene Ontology annotation, cellular component: myosin complex. The coding region runs from base 198 to 4163 and encodes 1321 amino acids. The transcript is spliced from 19 exons. The record is from RefSeq and is a predicted model, not a curated record. NCBI's taxonomy places the organism in Eukaryota, Metazoa, Chordata, Actinopteri, Salmoniformes, Salmonidae.
CAGAGCUUCAGGCGUCUCUAAACUGAAUUUAUUCAGAAAACAUGACCUGCAACAAAUAGAUAUUGAACAAUUCCGUGGAGUAUGCCACUUAAACGUUUGGCCAUUAUUGAACAACUAAUACGCGAUUAUUGUUCGUAAAGCGCAGCUGAGGUGGGCCUGAUCCAGAGAGAGGGAUUUAUUAUCUUGCUGCAUUCCUGAUGGAGUCGUACAGAGUCAAUCAGCCGGCCCGGUCUUCCAGGCCUCACAAUGGAGCUGGCUCCUAUGGCCUCAGCAUUAGGGUCCAGGGGAUUGAUGGACACCCGUACGUGGUGCUGAACAACCAGGACCGUGGGUCCAACUCCUAUACAGAUCCUAAUAGUAAUGGCUACAAUGACACACAGGGCUCCUUUAUUGACAGCUACCAUGAGUAUGACUUCAAAGGAAGCAGGGAGGCUGUUUCUGACAGCCCCUUUGUUGAGUACAGGUCCCAGAAGCAGAUGCAGUUUGGGGGCUCUCACAAUGGAGUCACAGAGCAGGGGAAGAAGCCAGCGUCCACCCUGCUGAACUUCCAGAGGCACCCAGAGAUCCUCAAGCCUUAUGACCCAGAGAAAAACACCUUGAACCUGGACGGUAACCACAGCCUGCCUCCCCAGCCGAUGUCCCUGGCGGAGACUGGAAGCACCUACCAGGGCUCUUCUCCCAGAUCCACCUCCCCAGUAGUCGCCCAUGCCAGGUCAUCCAGUCUGGAUCACAGGAGUCCUGCCCUGCAGAAGAGAACACAGCCUCAGCCCAAGCCCCAGCCCCAGCCAGCCCCCUCUAAGCCUCAAACCAAACUAGUCCAGUCUCAAUCCAAGCCUCAAGCCCAGCUGGCUCAGCCACAGUCUAAGACUCAGACCCAGGUGGCCCAGCCCCAGUCUAAACCCAAGUCUCAGCACCUGUCCAAACCCCAACCCCAGUCUCUGCCACAAUCCAAACCCCAGUCUCCACCCCAGUCUCAGUCUCCACCCCAGCCCCAGCUGCCCCAACGUGUCCCCAUACCCCAGCCCUAUGCUGUGUCCAGCCCUACCAGUGAACAGACCAAGGCUUCCUGCCGGUCCGCCAGAUCUAUUAGCAGUGCCAACUCUAGCCUGAACCGCAGCCACCAUGAGCCAGACGUCCUCCCCCUGCGCAGAGUUGACUCUAGCGGCCCCGUGCUGCAGUCCUCGUCCCGCUCCCGCCACUCCUCUACCUCCUCUACCGACCAGCUGGAGGCUCUGUACGCAGAUACCAUCAACCGCCACCAGAACCGACGCUACAUCCCCUUCCAACCCGGCACAGGCCGAGACAUUGACACAGGCUCCAUCCCCGGCGUGGAUGAGCUCAUCGGCAAGUUUGACGGUAAGGAUGGUGGUCACCAGCGACGGGGCAGGGCGGGCCGCAGGAACAGGAUUAACCCAGAGGACAGGAAGCGCUCUAGGAGUGUGGACAGCGCCCUUCCCUUUAGCCUCCAGGGAGAGUCGGAAUACAUGGAUGAGUUUAGCAAGAACCAGGGGAGGUCCACGGAGCACGUCCUUCGCCCCUCACAGCUGUAUCUGCAGAAGGUGUCUGGGAGUAAAGACUCCUGGGUGACAGCGGUGGAGGGGAAGCCAAGUGCCAAAGCUACGGCCUGUGGUAGCAGUGCUCCAGGCUCCCCUCAGAGCAUGACCUCUAAAGCAGCAGGCUCCAUCCAGGGGUACAAGGCGGUGCUAAAUCGCUCCUCUACGUUACCCCUGGACAGUACAGAUGCUGAGGAUGGUCAAUCUUCACCAAGCACAAAGAUUUUAACAAGUGUGGCUACAACCUCUCUAUCCAUGCCUUCCUCUAACUUGGGCAAGAAGCCUAGUGCAGAUAUGGAUGUGCAGGUGACACCUGAUCUUUUGAAAGGUCAGCAGGAGCUUUCACAACAAACACAUGAAGAGACGGCAAAACAGAUUUUGUUUAAUUACCUCAAGGAUGGGAGCACUGAUAACGAGGACACCACCAAGAGGAAGGUCAACCUGGUGUUUGAGAAGAUCCAGACAUUAAAGUCACGGGCAGCGGGGAGCGACAACAAAUCUCCUGACAUGGCUACCCAAGCCAAAGCCCUAGAGGAACAGAGGGUGGCGCUGGAGAAGGAUGUUGUUGAACUGAAAAAGCAGCUGGAGGAGCAAACCAAGAAGCAGAUGGGUCUGACUGAGGCCAAUGAAAAGGCCAGAGCGGGGGUGAAGGACCUGCAGGCGGAGCUGGAAAGGAGCCAGGAGGAAUGCUCCCGACUGAGGGACAAACUGGCCAAAACAGAGGCUGAGCUCCGCACCACACUGGAGGAGCUGUUCCAGGUGAAGAUGGAGAGGGAGCAGUACCAGACGGAGAUCAGGGACCUGCAGGACCAGCUGUCAGAGAUGCACGACGAGCUGGAUGGCGCCAAGACGGCGGUGGCCGACAGAGAGAAGGAUGCCAUGAUGGAGGACCUGAUGCAAAUGAAGCUGGACUUACAGGAGGUGCUGCUGGCCAAGGAGGAGCAGGAGGAGGUGCUGAGGAGGAGGGAGAGGGAGCUGACUGCCCUGAAGGGAGCACUGAAGGCGGAGGUGGCCACACACGACCAGGAGGUGGAUAAACUGAGGGAGCAGUAUGAGAAGGAGAUCCGCAAGCUCCAGACGUCUCUGGAGAAGGCCAAACAGAGCAGUGCUGCAGUGUGCAAGGAGAAGGCUGAAGUGGAGGCAGCCAAGGGGGCAGUGGAGGGCCAGGCGGGACGUCUUAGCCAGGAGGCCGAGAAGCUGAGAAAGCGGGCACAUGAGCUGGAGAACGAAGUGGCCAAACUCAACCGCAUCAUCGAUGAUGCCAAGCUACAGGAGAGCAAGCUGGGGGACAGAGUCCGCCGGCUUGAGAUAGAGAAGAGGCAGCUGGAAGAGUCUUUGGAAGAAAUCAAGGAGCAGGAGGAGGAGAUGUCACGUGCCAACCGUGCUCUGACCACAAGGUUAGAGGAUGUACAGAGGAACUUGACCAAGCUGAACCAUGACCACAGAGAGCUGGAGGAGAGGCUGAAGGAGGAGAGGAGUCAAAAAGAACAGUUCAAGAACACUAAGAAUGAGAUAGAGGACGAGAGGAGUCUGCUGGACCGCACAGUGGAGAAACUACAGAGGGAGAUGAGUGAGAUCGUGGAGGCCUCUCAGUCGUCCACCCAGGAGCUGCAGGAGCAGAUAGACGUGUACAAGGAGAAGAACCGUCGGGAGCUGGCUGAGCUUCAGAGACAGCUGAGGGAACGGGGUGUGGAGCUGGACAAGUCCUGCCUGGCUGCUAAGUCCCUGCAGGAGGAGCUGAGCCAUGUGGAAGAAGACCUGAGGCAGUGUAAGAGGGAGAGGGAUGAUGCGGUCCUCAAGGAGAAGGCCCUGGAGCAGAAAGUCUACCACCUGGAGGUGGAGGCAGAGAUCAAAGCCCACUCCAAGGAUGACAAAAUCCGACAGGUGAAACUCAUGGAGGACAGGAUCAAUCAGCUGGAGCUGGAUCUGGAUGAGGAAAAGCAAAGUGGAGACCUGCUGAUUGUCAGGAUAGACCGAGGCAGAGAACAGGUAGAGCAGAUGAGGAAUGAACUCCUGCAGGAGAGGGCUGACAGACAGGACCUGGAGUGUGACAAGAUGACCUUGGAGAGACAGAACAAGGACCUGAAGAGCAGAAUAGCCCAUCUGGAGGGCUCCCAGAAGUCUAACAAGGAGGGCCUGGUGAGCCAGCUGGACAGCCGGAUCCAGGAGCUGGAGGAGAGGCUGGAGGGAGAGGAGCGGGACCGUGCCAACCUGCAGCUGGUGAACCGGAGGCUGGAGAGGAAGGUGAAGGAGAUGAUGAUGCAAGUUGAUGAAGAGCACCACUCACUGCAGGAUCAGAAGGACCAGCUGAACCUGCGUCUGAAGGCCCUGAAGAGGCAGAUGGACGAGGCGGAGGAGGAGAUUGACCGGCUGGAACACGGCAAGAAGAAGCUGCAGAGAGACCUGGAUGAACAGCAGGAGGCCAACGAGCAGCUCCAGAGCCAGCUCAAAUCCCUGCGCAGCGAGAUGAGGCGUAAGACCAACUCUGCUCCUCUGGACGACGAUGAUGAGGAUGACAUUAGCACGGACGGAGAGACCUACUUCCGCUCUUCAUCUGGCUAUAAACGCUCCUCUAGCCAAGACAACAUCAUAUCAACAUUCUCUUUGUGAACCAACACAAUGAAGAGAAUGUUAUUAAAACUACAGAAGGACCAAGUGGACUGACUCCUAUUCAGAGAGACCACUUUCAGGUCACGAUGUGCUUUUGGAAAACUGGUCAAAUAGCAUAGUGAUGUGUGUUUGCUCUUCCUUUCACAGUACAUAGAUUGACAGGGAAUGGUUAGAUAAUAGUUAUUGAUUAAUUACAAUGUCUUGUAAAUUAUUGAUUAUAAUUUAGCAAUAGUUGAAUUAUCCGCACAAUUUCUAAGUUCUUAGUUAAUCAUUGCACGUGUCUUCUUACAUCUUAUGAAUGAUCCAGCAAUGAGAUGUAAAGGGAAUCCAAUUAUUCACCUUGUAAUGCACUGUAAAGGACAGCAUUCUGUAACCUCUUAUGCCUUUUUGAAAUGUAUUAAUCCCUCACUAGAUUUUAUAUCCUUAAUCAAAUAUGUUAAGCCGCUUAUCAAGUCUGAUAGCAACAAACGUAAUUUGAAACAUUCAUUUUUGUAUUGUGCAUUAGAAUAUCUAUUCAAUUUUGUAAUGAAGUCAGGCAUUAAGGUCUUAAAUUGAUUUGAGUGAAAUAUUUGCUAUUUAUUUACUGUUGAAAUAUAUGAAGAAAUGGCUGAAUGAAGGGCAAUAUGUUUUUAGGGAAAUUUGUAUGAGGGAUUCUUCUUUAUACAGAUGCUUUUUUGUAUCUUUAUUUAUUUUAUUUUUUUUAUUUUUUAUUUUUUUAUCCCCUUUUCACCCCAAUUUUCGUGGUAUCCAAUCGCUAGUAAUUACUAUCUUGUCUCAUCGCUACAACUCCCGUACGGGCUCGGGAGAGACGAAGGUCGAAACAACCUGGCCCCCUUGGUUAGCGCGCACUGCGCCCGGCCCGCCACAGGAGUCGCUGGAGCGCGAUGAGACAAGGAUAUCCCUACCGGCCAAACCCACCCUAACCCGGACGACGCUAGCCCAAUUGUGCGUCGCCCCACGGACCUCCCGGUCGCGGCCGGCUGCGACAGAGCCUGGGCGCGAACCCAGAGACUCUGGUGGCGCACCUAGACCACUGCGCCACCCGGGAGGCCCGCUUUUUUGUAUCUUAAAAGAAAAACCUGAAUAAGGAAUAGUAAUCCAUCCAUGAUGUUACCGUGGUCUACGGAAAACAUCUCUGUUUUAUCACUUCUGUUUUCAGGUUUAUGACUCCUGACUUAUUGCAGUAUUCAGCCCUGCCUUUGUUAAAAUAAGAUACAGUAGAACAUUUAUAAAGACGGUUUAGAUCACUGUUCUCAAAUCAAGGUUCUACUAUGUAUUUUUAGUUGGGCUUUUCUACUAACUACCGGGACUGCUCUGUUACUCCUGACAUUAUUGUUUAAAUCGUCAAUAGUCAAUUUUUUUGCAUUAUAGUAACAAACACAUUCCUUACUUUUGCUUAAAAGUGAUUAAUCUCUGUAUUUCAUAGAAAUAUGACUUUUACCAGAAACAUGUUACAAUGUGAGAAGAAGCUAUUUAUGUUUAUGGUAUAUCCUCCAAGAACAAAACAGUGUUAAUAUUGGACAUACGAGUCAAUCUACUGUAAAAUGAACAAUAUUUUUUUUGUUGAAUACCUGUGUUUGUAUUUGCUAUGUGGAUCUGUGGGAGCAUAUUAUUAUGCUAUAUGACCAUACAGUCAGUACCUGUUAUAAGCAUCUGUUGUGCCUAUCUAUUAUCUGUUGGAGGGGACUGUCCUCUGUUAUGCAAGUUUAUAUGAUGAGGGAGUUUCUACAGAUGAGCUGUAUUGACAAUCUAUCUGUUUAGCUACACUGUGAUGAUUUGCACUGUCUGAGGGAUUAUUUCUGAAGUCGUCCAAGGCUGUUGCCAUAUGGAAUGAAGAAGAGGCCUUUGGCUGUGUGCCUCCUCCAGUCGUUUUGGAGUGGGGGGGUUGAGAUGAAAUACUGCCGCUACCUCUCUGUGUGUACACAUCUGUACUUUGCUGAGACUAAAAACCCUGCUAAAAUUAAAUAAAGUUAUCCUUAGUUAAUCUCA